CGGAGUACCGUGCGCUUUCAUUGAGUGUCGAAGGCCUGUGCACAUUCUUUGUGGUAGCCUACGAGUACCGUACACACUCAUUCUUUGCUUGACUCAGAUUCCCGCACGCGUGCUGCAGAGUGUCUUUUGCCUGAGUACCGUACACACUCUUUGGAGGUCGAGUUUGACAUCUGUUCAACACUCUUGUGAGGACAUCUGUUCGACACGACGACAGAUUCUAAGCGUUCGCGUGAGGACAUCAAUUUCUUGGAACAGUGGGGGUUUCCAGAGGAGCUCAAGUAUUCGAACACCGUCACCUUCGCAGCGAUGUCUCAGCAACACCCAGCAGGUGCGCCCUGUUGUAAGAAGAGUAAGGCUGUGGGUGAGGAUGAGGAUAUGAUUCAGGCAAGCAGUGAGGAGGAGGAGCAGUUCGGCGGAGGAGGAGGAGAGGGAGAAGACGGAGGAGCAGCAAAGGAAGGAGGACGAGAAGAUGGAGAAACGACUUGCGUACAUUAAUGAACAUGCAUCGGAGUGGAAUGCGGAGCCUCGGGACUCGAUACCGAUGGAAUUGAUUGGGGACUCCGCCACAGGGGUGAAUUGGAUUAACGGUCUCUGGGCAACAUCCAAUAUUAUCUACAAGCACAUUCUUGGCGACAUUCAAAAUAGGCUGGAGCAUAUCUCUGUGUUGUAUGGUAUGAGGCCUCCGAGUUGGGGCCACAAUAUGUUCAGGUGGAUCUAUCGAGAAGGAAACGAAAGAGCUGACAGGCUGACAUGGUUGGCCAGAACCAAAAAUAGUUACGUUACGUUCCAUACCUCACUUAUUGAACAUGCGAGUAAAACAAAACUAGACGGCCUCCGUGGAUUCUUCGACGGAGGUCGCUCUGUGGAGGGAUGUGCUGCAGGAUGGUGUAUAGAUUUGUGUGUACACGGGACGUGGCAGUUGGUGGCGGAGGAAGCUGUCUCGCUUGAUGCCUCUGCUUCUGUCAUGUUUUGUGAGAUGAUUGCAGCACAACGGCUCUGUAUGGCCGUGGAGCACAUUUUGGGUAGCAUCUUUCAUCCAAGCAGCUGACUCAUUUCAUCUUGCUUGGAGCUCUCCAACACCUUUACAUUUUCACAUGUUGUAUUGCAUCCUUUUCCUUGUUCCUGCAUCCUAUUCCGUUGCCUAUGCCUCAGUGGCUCGGCAGUGUGAUGAUAAGAGUUGCCCUCUCCAGCUACCCUGUGCUCCGUUUGGGAGUCUUAGGGCUCAGCUGUCACAGCUGUCCGCGCCCUGACUCAAACUCAAAAACCAAGGUUGUUGGUUU
Molecule: messenger RNA, 1280 nt
Organism: Prorocentrum cordatum
Lineage: Eukaryota; Dinophyceae; Prorocentrales; Prorocentraceae
Source: the annotation of a GenBank genome assembly